AUGCAGAGUAAAGAAAGAAAUUCAUCUAUUUCAUUAAAUUCAGGGAAUUUAGCUAAGCAAGAAAUUCAAAUUCCUGUUCCUUGGGGUCACAUAAGUGGAGUAUGGUGGGGUUCGAAAACGAAACAACCAGUGCUGGCACUGCAUGGUUGGCAGGACAAUGCAGGCACAUGGGAUAAAUUAUCUCCUUAUCUCUUACCCGAAAUAUCCAUUUUGGCAAUCGAUUUGCCCGGACAUGGUUUAUCAUCUCAUUAUCCUCCUGGUCAAAUGUAUUAUUUAUUUUGGGAUGGCGUUUAUGUAGUUAGAAGAAUAGUUAAUUAUUUCAAAUGGCAAAAAGUUACCAUAUUAGGUCAUUCCCUCGGUGGUGCCAUAGGAUUUUUAUAUGCUGGAUGUUUUCCAAAUGAUAUUGAUAAAUUGAUAUCGAUUGACAUUGUCAGUCCCACAAUAUUAGAACCUCCAUAUCAGGUUAAUAAAGCCGGUGAAAAUAUAGAUAAAAUUUUAAAGUAUGAAAAAUUGACAGAAGAUAACAUUCCUUGUUAUGAUUACGAAGAAAUGAUUAACAUUGUGGAAAAUGCUUACAAAGGUUCUGUGACAAGAGAUUCAUGUAAAAUUUUAAUGAAAAGAGGAAUGAGUCCUUCUCCGGGAGGUGACGGUUAUUAUUUUGCAAGAGAUGUUAGAUUAAAGGCAGCAGGAUUAGGAUUUUUAUCCUUUGAAUUGAUCAUGGAAUUUGCUCGUAACAUAAAAUGUUUCGUCCUUAACAUAAAAGGUAAACCUGGAAUGUCUUUUCAAAAACCGCAAUAUUAUCAUACUGUUCUUGAUGAAUUAAAAAAAAAUACAUCCGUUGAAUUUCACGAAGUUAACGGAACUCAUCAUUUACAUCUUAACAAUCCUGAGAGAAUCAAGGAUAUCGUAAAAACUUUUCUCCUUCGUGAUGUUUCGAAUGAGAGUAGAAGUAAUUUUCCAACCGUCGAUGAUGUUGACUGUGUGAUAUAA
This is a messenger RNA of Pediculus humanus corporis (human body louse), 990 nucleotides long. Its product is annotated as valacyclovir hydrolase, putative. Bases 1 to 990 code for a protein of 329 amino acids. The record is from RefSeq and is a predicted model, not a curated record. Lineage: Eukaryota; Metazoa; Arthropoda; Insecta; Psocodea; Pediculidae. The transcript has 6 exons.